Molecule: messenger RNA, 894 nt
Organism: Ascoidea rubescens DSM 1968
Lineage: Eukaryota; Fungi; Ascomycota; Saccharomycetes; Ascoideales; Ascoideaceae
Gene: CTP1
Product: Ctp1p
Exons: 1
Coding region: 1-894 (297 amino acids)
Biological process (GO): mitochondrial citrate transmembrane transport
Molecular function (GO): tricarboxylate secondary active transmembrane transporter activity
Source: RefSeq, a predicted model, not a curated record
AUGAGUAGUAAAGAGAAGGGAGCUAAAAAACCAGAUCCUUUCAAAUCCUUCAUUGCUGGAGGAGUUGCAGGAGCAGUUGAAGGAACGGUUACAUAUCCAUUUGAAUUUGCGAAGACGCGAUUACAAUUGAUUGAUAAAUCGUCCACUGUAUCAAGAAAUCCGUUGAAAUUGAUUUAUAACGUGGGUAAAACUCAGAGCAUUGGAGCUUUAUACGUUGGAUGUCCAGCGUUUGUCGUUGGAAACACAGUGAAGGCCAGUGUUAGAUUUUUGGGAUUUGAUAGUAUUAAGAGGUUGUUGGCAGAUAAGGAUGGAAAGCUUUCAGGACCCAGAGGUGUUUUAGCAGGACUAGGCGCCGGAUUGUUGGAGAGUGUUGUUGCAGUCACACCAUUUGAAGCCAUUAAGACUGGAUUGAUCGACGACAAACAGGCCAAAUUCCCCAAGUAUCAAAAUGGGAUCGUUCGUGGGUCUUACAACUUGGUCAAGGACUUGGGAUUGAAAGGAAUAUACUCAGGCAUUUUGCCAGUAACCAUGAGACAAGGUGCUAACCAGGCAGUGAGAUUGGGAUCGUACAACUCGUUGAAGACCAUGGCACAGAACUUCUAUGGGUUGAAUCCUGCUGAACCAUUGUCGAGCUCAUUGACGUUUGGCAUUGGAGCUUUGGCAGGAAUCAUCACAGUGUACACAACAAUGCCCAUCGACACAGUCAAGACCAGAAUGCAGGCGUUAGGAGCAGACAAGUUGUACAGCAGCACCUUCAACUGCUUUGUUAAGAUCUUCAAGCAGGAGGGAAUGCUCACCUUCUGGAGAGGAGCCACUCCCAGGUUGGGCAGGUUGAUCUUCAGCGGCGGUAUUGUGUUCACCAUCUACGAGAAGAUGAUCGUUCUCAUGGGCUAA